Molecule: messenger RNA, 249 nt
Organism: Funneliformis caledonium
Lineage: Eukaryota; Fungi; Glomeromycota; Glomeromycetes; Glomerales; Glomeraceae
Source: the annotation of a GenBank genome assembly
AUGUCGGAAUACGCUUCCUAUUUUGAACAAGACUCUUCAAAAUGGUCCUUAAUGGACUUUGACAGCUGGUGUCUACAAAAAAUAAACGGCUGUCAUUCUAACAAAAUACAUAGAAUAUUUUAUAAAAAUAUGAACGAAAUUUUGUUGAAAAGUUCAACAACCGAAAAAGAAAGAAAUCAAGCUCGUAAUUUAAUAAAUAAAAGAAAGGAACAUGUAAAGCUUGCCAAUGCGUUAUGGGAUAAUCCUGAU